Molecule: messenger RNA, 5029 nt
Organism: Polyodon spathula (Mississippi paddlefish)
Lineage: Eukaryota; Metazoa; Chordata; Actinopteri; Acipenseriformes; Polyodontidae
Product: axin-1-like
Exons: 10
Coding region: 656-3088 (810 amino acids)
Biological process (GO): negative regulation of canonical Wnt signaling pathway
Source: RefSeq, a predicted model, not a curated record
UCCAAGCAGAGUUCGAGCAAUCCCUUAUUUCAUUUGAGAUCAAGUGUUCGAGAUUUGAGAUUUUAAAUAUAUAUAUAUAGCGAGCAAGAUGCAUUUUUUCUCUCUGUAGUUUUUCUUAAUUCUGUUUUAUUUAUUUAUGUGCGUUGCUGAAUGAGGAGCGUGCAGUGUCCGCUACCCAAAUUAACAACUUUCUAAUUAUACAUAACUUGCAGAUUGUACAAUAGUGUUGCUGUUAUUAUUAUUAUUAUUUUAAAUCGUGCUGUUUUGUAGCAUUUCGUAGUUUAUGUUUCGUUCUCUUUGGAUAACCGAGACACCUCUGAUGUGAAUGCCGUCUUCACAGUGCUGCUGCUGGGACCUCCUUCCGAGCCGUAUGGAGAAGCCACGGUCUCCGGAGCCCCGGGCAAACAUGCACCGCCGCGGCCCGGCGCUGUGGCUGCACUGGGAAGGAAGAGUUCUUCAGCAGCACCACUUGCAAUAGUACAUAUUUAAGUUUUGUAAGAUUUGGACUGGACUGGGUGAGUGGACACUGUGGAUUUGGACUGUACUGGGACUGGGUGAGUGAGUGGACACUGUGGAUUUGGACUCUACUGGGACAGGGUGAGUGGACAUUGUAGAAUUGGACUCUACUGGGACUGGGUGAGUGGACACUGUGACGAUGAGUGUGAGAUCGAAAGGCUACCCCGUGGAUCUCGGGGGCAGCUUCACUGAAGAUGCCCCCAGGCCACCGGUCCCUGGCGAGGAAGGGGAGCUGGUGGCUGUGGAUUCCCGGCAGUAUAGCCACAACUUCUACUCCACCAAGAGCGAGGCUUCCACAGCCACGCCGCGCCGGCCGGACCUGGACCUUGGCUAUGAGCCCGAGGGCAGCGCCUCCCCCACGCCGCCCUACCUCAAGUGGGCCGAGUCGCUGCACUCCCUGCUGGACGACCAGGACGGGACCCACUUGUUCCGCACCUUCCUGAAGCAGGAGGACUGUGCCGACCUGCUCGACUUCUGGUUCGCCUGCAGUGGCUUCCGCAAGCUGGAGGCGAGCGACGGCAAUGAGGAGAAGAAGCUCAAGCUGGCCAAGGCCAUCUACAGGAAAUACAUCCUGGACAACAACAGCAUCGUGUCGAGGCAGAUCAAAGCAGCCACCAAGAGCUUCAUCAGGGACUGUGUGGUGAGGGUGCACAUCGAGCCGGCAAUGCUGGACCAGGCACAGACGGAGAUCCAGGCCAUGCUGGAGGAGAACACGUACCCCGUGUUCCUCAAGUCCGAUCUCUAUCUGGAGUACACCCGCACAGGCGGGGAGAGCCCCAAGCUCUGCCCUGAACACAGCUCCGGCUCUGGGACCGGGACGGUCCAGCCCGGAUAUUUGCCCACUCUGAACGAGGACGAGGAGUGGAAAUGCGACCUGCAGCCGGAGGAGUUGGAGGGGGACCCCACUCCCACUAACAGGCUCACUCAGAAACUGCUGCUGGAGACUGUGAGCCAGCGAGCCGCCAGCAACAAGAGGAACCAGGACAGCAGGGAGUACAGACACGGAACGUUGCGGGAGCCCGUCAACCCUUACUAUGUGAACACCGGGUACGCCAUGGCCCCCGCCACGAGCGCCAACGACAGCGAGCAGCAGAGCCUGUCCAGCGACGCGGACUCCCUCUCCCUGACGGACAGCAGUGUAGAUGGGAUCCCUCCGUACCGAUUCCGAAAACUCCACCGUCGAGAGAUGCAGGAAAGCGCCAAAGCCAACGGACGAGUGCCACUACCUCAUAUGCCUCGCACAUACCGGAUUCCGAAGGAUAUCCACGUUGAGCCACAGAAGUUUGCUGCUGAGCUGAGCAGCAGACUGGAGGGGGUCCUGAGGGAGCGCGAAGCCCAGGAGAAGCUGGAGGAGAGACUGAAGCGAGUGCGACUGGAGGAGGAAGGGGAUGACGCAGACGUCUCUGCUGCUCCCUCGCUGGUCAGUCACAACCUGCCCCCUGCCCAGCCCCCUCACCACUUCAACUCGCGCUACUCCGACAUGUCCUACAGUGGCAUGCAGCUACGGGACGCUCACGAGGAGAACCCCGAGUCCAUCCUGGACGAGCACGUCCAGCGCGUCAUGAAAACGCCCGGAUGCCACUCCCCCAAGUCACGCUCUCCAGACGGACUGCCCGCGGGCAAGCACCCGUCCAAACCAGGGCUGAAGGCGGAGGCGGCUGGCAUGUACCACCACAAGCACGUGUACCACCACACCCACCACCAUGGCACAGUGAAACCCAAAGAGCAGGCUGAGGGGGAGGCCUUGCAGAGGGGGCAGAGCAACCUGGCCUGGAACGGGGAUCCACACCACUAUGCAACCAAGUCUCGCAACUAUGCAGACAGCAUGGGCAUGGCGCCCAGCCCCAUGGACUCACUGGGGCACAGUAGUAAAGGAAGCACGCUAUCUAAACGCGCCUCCAAGAAGGCGGAACCCCUGAAAACAGAGGACAGCCGGAACUUUGAGAUGCCCGCGCCUCCCGAGGACAUGGAGAGAAACCAGAAGAUCCUGCAGUGGAUGAUGGAAGGGGAGAAGGAAUCCGGGCGCCACAAAAAGACGCCGUACGGAAGCACUGGUGGGGUGAAGAAGGUGCAGAGUCACGAGCUGUCCAGACCCAGCUCGAUCGAGCGGCCGGGGGCAGUGCACCCCUGGGUCACCGCCCAGCUCCGCAACAACGUGCAGCCCUCGCACCCCUUCAUCCAGGACCCUACCAUGCCUCCCAACCCCGCUCCCAACCCCCUCACCCAGCUGGAGGAGGCUCGCCGGCGGCUCGAGGAGGAGAAGAAAAGGGUCGCCCCCCUGCAGGCCAAACAGAGGCAUAGAACCCAGAAGAAGCAACCGUGCGAGAGCCUUGUCGUGGCGUAUUACUUCUGCGGGGAGCCCAUCCCCUACAGGACCUCGGUGAAAGGACGCGUGGUCACGCUGGGGCAGUUCAAGGAGCUGCUGACCAAGAAAGGGAGCUACAGGUUUUACUUCAAGAAGGUGAGCGACGAGUUUGACUGCGGGGUGGUGUUUGAAGAGGUUCGUGAAGACGAUGCGAUCCUGCCCAUCUUCGAAGAGAAGAUCAUCGGCAAAGUGGAGAAGAUUGACUGAACUGGAGGAGGGGAGACGACCCCUACAGGCGUGUGGGUGGAGAGAAGCAGGUGGAAUCGGCAUAUUGGAAAGGGAACAGGCUCCUUACGCAGGCGUGCACGGCCAGGGUUUAAUGGUACAAGAUUAAAGGAGGCUCAUUAGUCCAGGGCAGCCUUCGAAAAGGAGCAGAGAGGUCCUGAAGAGAGGAGGUGCUCUGGGAAACCUCAUCUGGACUGGAGGGCUUCCACUUUCCACAGAUUGAUGAACCAGCGGCUCGGUGCCUCAGGAUGCAGUGGUGCUCGGUGCCUCAGGAUGCAGUGGUGCUUCAAAGGCACAAUCUGCCCAGCGCGGGACACAAAGGAGCGUGCAGCAGUAUCUUCACCGUAUUUCUAACUCGAGUGUAACGUAGCACUGUAAAGUUGUAUUAGGAACUGUACCAUGAAUCUGUUUACUAAAGCUGCAUAUUUGAUACAAUGCAUAGGAAGGAAAGGACCCUUUCUGAUGCACCUCUCAUGCUCUCUCGUAAUUUUUGAUAUGUACAGGUACUUCACAACAUGACAGGCCAACAAAACAAAAGCUCAAAAGAAAUAGUCUCUUUUUUUUUUAAUGAAAAGCAGCUGUUGCUAUCAAUGCAUUGGAUUGUUACAAUUCACUUUCAGUGAUAGUACUGUCUUUGAAAAGUGCUACAGGAGCGUCCCUUAGUUUGGAGUCCUUCGCGUGGCAGUAUCUGUUUUUUUUUAAAUCCUUAGAUUUAUAAAUACGAACCAACCACUUCAAACUGAACUUUGUAAGCCAGUGUUUUUUAUUUUCCUUCGCUCUGGAAUUUUAUGUUUUUGAAGUGUUUUGCUGGUCCAUCACCCUAUGAGAAUCGCACAGAACCACCAUCGCUGCACAGCAGAGUAUAGCUGCUUGCUGUCACUUCCAUGAGCUGAUACAUGUCGUUUUGUUUUUUAAUAAACCUGAAUUCAGUGGCUAUUGCAGCCUGAGGAAGUGUAACAGUAGCCAGCCGAGACACACUUUUCCUGAAACUGUGUAAUCCUAACCAAUGGGUGUCUGUGCCGGACGUUACCACAGAGCCUCUGCUUGUGACGUUUUAAAACAAGUCCUCUGUCCUGUUCAGAUCUCACGGUUUGGAGUAUUUUAUGUGUGUCUUGUUUUCCUGUGGAUUUCUUUGUGCUGAUUGGAGGAGGCGAGGUCAUGGGGUGCAGGUCAGAGGUGCCUUGGUCAGGUAUACUUGCCUGUAUUGAGCUGCUGCUGCUGUCUGGAGAGCUGGAGAGGAGGAAUCCCAGUAAAACAACUGGUCCCUUCACUGGCUCUCGCUGAUACAAAAUGAGCACACAACUACAGACCGAACAGGACAGGAGCUUUGUUUAAAAAAUCAAUCAAAUGUCUGCCACGUUGAUAUCUGAAAUUCCAAGUGGCCUGUGGACAUUGAAGUAAUAUUAUAAAGAAUAACUGAAUAAUGCUCUCAGUUGGUAGAAAUAAAUGAGUGUUUUUUAAUCUGUUAUUUACAGGUGCUUUCAAAGGCAGACACCAGUAGAAAUCUUCCUGGAGACCCGGCACUACUCUAAAGAGGGAGGGAAGUGUUCAUCACUGCGUGGCACUUGAUGUGUGCAUUAUUAAAAUCAUUCAAACACAUUGUUUACAGAUACCUUAAUGUAUUAAACUGGCCUGAGUUUGAAGAUAAUGUUCAAAUCUGCUUUUCUAGGUUGAUGAAAGGGCUUUGUUAGAACCGGAGUCUCAGCUAGUAAGCAGCUCUCUGUUUUAUCACAAGGACCAAAGCGCAGCAGCCCUGUGAAAGAGGUGAUGCUACAGUUAAUCAGCGAUGUGGUUCUGGUUCAGCAGGCAGUGGAUCAGCAAACAUCUCAUUUAAAAAUGAACAAAGCAUACAAAUAUCAUGCUGUACCUCCCUGUCCAAUUUGCAUUCAAAACUUGCAGGGAAUUAAAUUGGUUUUAAUCUUC